Molecule: messenger RNA, 1362 nt
Organism: Xenopus laevis (African clawed frog)
Lineage: Eukaryota; Metazoa; Chordata; Amphibia; Anura; Pipidae
Gene: rfxap.S
Product: regulatory factor X associated protein S homeolog
Exons: 3
Coding region: 129-767 (212 amino acids)
Biological process (GO): regulation of transcription by RNA polymerase II
Cellular component (GO): nucleus
Source: RefSeq, a predicted model, not a curated record
GAAACCAAAUCACUGCAGAAGGAAGAAAGCGCGCAAGGAUCUCUUUCCCAUCAGACGUGACGUCAUCAGAGUGCGCUGACAGCUCGUUUGUUUGGGUCCGAGAGGAGCGCUAGUGGCGCCAGACAAGGAUGCAGCAGCCCGUGGCCUCUCGGGACGAAGAAGAAGAGGAGCCGGAUCAAGGCAGCGUGGAACUCACUACCCUGCAGCCGGCAGAGACAGAUGGAGUCGGACAGUACCCGGCCGAGAUGGACUCCAGGGUGCUCUACUUUAACAUGGUUCCCGUGGAAUCCGUGGAGCCCGAGGAGGAGAACAGUGACCUGCUGGACAGUACAGCCAGCCCCGAGGAGCUAGAGGACGAGGAUAACUCUGGGGACAAUGAGAGUGUGGUGACCAAGUCGUGCACUUUCCAGGGCUGUCCGGAGACCACUAGUCAGGUGGCCAAGCAGAGGAAGCCGUGGAUGUGCAAGAAGCACCGCAACAAGAUGUACAAGGACAAGUACAAGAACAAGAAGAAGAACGACCAGGCCAUGAGCACUGCCAGCAAACUGGAGGACAGCCCAGAGUGCCCGAUCUCACUUACCAAACAAAGGUCUAAUUCCGUCGGGGAUCGACCUGCACGGCCAUCACUACUGGAACAAGUAUUAAACCAGAAGCGACUGUCACUGCUCAGAAGCCCAGAAGUCGUCCGCUUCCUGCAGACUCAGCAGCAGCUUCUCAGUCGCCAAGCAUUCGAGCAAAGACAGUCAUCCCAAGGCUCUUCCCAAUGAAUUUGCAAGAAGAGCACAGUUCCUUCUUCUUAUCAUUCAUAAGCCGGGGCUUCCAGCACUAAAACUUUUUAUUUAUUGGUUUGGAUCAGAAUUUUAUACAUUUCUGUGCACAUUGAAUUACAAAUGGUAAAAGAGUUGGUUCUGGUGGCGCCAUGCACACGUGUUACACAGUGAAACAGUUCAUUGUCUCUACUGAUACUGAUAUUGCAGCAAUAUUCCCCCCAAUGAACCAAUUCUUUCUCGAUCAACUUCUGCAUUUGUGUCCUGGAACAUUCAGAGGUAAAAGCCAAUCAGUGAUGUCGUACUUUAUACCUUUUGCAUCAACACGUUUUGUAACCAAUGAGUUUUGUAACUUUUGGAUCUCAUUCUGUUUUACUUUUUUAUAUGUUUUAAUAUGGAUUUGUUUGUUUUACUCUGUUUUUUUAAUAUUCAAUGCAUACCUCCCAACUGUCCCGUUUUUAGAGGGACAGUCCCUCUUUUGACAGCUCAACCCACACUCCCUCGUUUUUAAAAAGAAAAAAAGUUUCUGACUUAAAGGGGUGGUUCACCUUUAAGUAAACGUUUAGUAUUUAAUAUAAAGGCCAGUUCCAAGCAA